GGGUAGCGCAACAUGGCGGCCUCCGAAGCGGUACUGCAAACAUUCAGACAUCUGUGGAAAAUGACCACCUCAGGACGGAAUUACGAUAGAGUUCUCAAGAGUGUUAAUAUUGUGUCUGUUUCCCCGAACCGUGGCAGUUCUCGCUGUGAACUGACUGUUGAAGAGGAGCACUCCAAUGGUCAGCGAACACUGCACGGUGGCUACAUGACGAUGAUGGUUGAUACGUUAACGUUGGCCACGCUGGCAAUGCAAGUGGGCAGAAUAGGAGUCAGUGCACAGCUUAACAUGAGUUUCUUUCGAUCAGCGGACAUUGGAGAAAAAGUCUCGAUUGACGUUGAUGUCAUCAAAGCUGGCAAGAGCACGGCCUUCACCCAGGCACACAUACUGAACGCUAGCGGUGAAAUUUUAGCCUGGGGGACACACAUCAUAUCUCUGACGAAGACCAGAGGUUUGGAAAGCUUGAGCCAAGUUUAAUGGUAUGCCGGAAUACAGUGUACUGGAGGAAGGUUUUUAAAGAAUGACGCCAGAACCUUUGAUGCUCCCUGCUUGCAAAUUGUUUGAUGAAUCUACUGCAGAAUGUAGCAGAAUACGGGCAGUUCACAAUAGUGCGCCUCCAAGAGUUUGCAACGUGUUGACCAAUCACAGUGGACAAAAUCUGUCGACCCUUUCUGAAUGCGCAUUAGGUUGACAGAUUUCUCUCACUGUGAUUAGUCAAUGCUUUACAAACUCUCAGAGGCACACUGUUGUGAAUCGCACGUAUGAUAUGACCUGUAACCCUUGCAUUUAGCAAGAAGUUACCACCGUGGUCCACAGUUGUUGUGCAGCGGUGCAUUGAUUACACAGGAGAGUGGGAGUUGUUGCGCAACACAAUAGCAAAUGGCCUAUUCGCUCUUGGCACGCUGCCGCCACAGGCAUGCAGAGCCUCGAACUGACACCUUGUUCAAUAGCGUCAGAAUCAUUUUGUCCAAUUGCAUGGUAUAAGAACUAAUGCAGUAAGCAUAAAAUUGCAUGAGCAACAUACACGAGAAUCACUGAACCGGCGGCAAAAAGGUAUAUUAAGUUGGGCAAUGCAAAAACGAGUAAUGGCCCAUUCCAUGUGCCGGGGUACAAAUGUUUGGAAAUAUUUUGAUGCCAAUUGCUUGACUACAAAGACUCUGCUGCUAAGGAAAACCAAGAGCGUGUCUACAUGUAAAUUAAGUUUAUUAUUUCUGUCCGUUAUGUUUAAAGGGCAUUAUCUCGAAAAGCAUGUGUGGUAAAAUGAAAUUGUAUGAAUAUGCAAAUAGUGCAAAAUUCCACAAUGCGAAAUGCUACAGAGAUGAAUUAUUUAUGGAAUGAAAGCUUAGGAUCUGAGCAAUUUGAUUAUAACUCAAAUUCCAAAAAAUGUGACAUUAAUUGUGUAAAGCGGCCAGAUCAAGGCUCUGCAUGCCCAUGGCUGCAGUGUGCCAAGAGGAAAUAGAGGGAUUAGCAUGCAGGAACACAGACAUCACAAGAAACAAUCUGGACCAGCAAUGACCUUCAAUCAGCUCACAUAGGUCACUGAAGCCAUGGGCAACCAUCUUACUGUGCCUAUACAAAGGUGAUACAAAGACUUGCUCGCAAUUGCUAACCAAAUGGUUGUUGUCAACAAUAGUUACAUUGGCAAGCAAGUCAACCUUUACUGUAGUAUUCGGCACAGUAAAAUGGCCGUCGGUGGCUUCAGUAGGUACAAGAUCAAGUCCAGAUUUUUUAUGUGACCUGGAUAUGCCAACGAGAUCGAUACAAAAUUGGGCAUGAUGUUGGAGGUGACUGCUUUCAGCAUUCGCAGUUCGGCUGUGUUGGAUUUUGUUGCAUUUUAACAGCAGAUCUUUAGGGUCAGUGGAGUCAGAACUUUACCACUGAGGUAUUGAUGGCAUCAUUUGAAGUGUAGGAAUGUGGGGUGCACUUGCAGGUUUUUUAAAGCCUGGACUUUUUCGAUUACAGUUUUAGGAAUUUUGUCACCAGCGAUAGCUGAGUGCAGGUAGAUUUUUCUGGUGCACAAAGAUUUAACACACAAGGUUUCAGUUUCGGUUUCAGCACUUG
Molecule: messenger RNA, 2058 nt
Organism: Acanthaster planci (crown-of-thorns starfish)
Lineage: Eukaryota; Metazoa; Echinodermata; Asteroidea; Valvatida; Acanthasteridae
Product: acyl-coenzyme A thioesterase 13-like
Molecular function (GO): fatty acyl-CoA hydrolase activity
Source: RefSeq, a predicted model, not a curated record